GUCUAUACUCAGGAGGGCAGCUUCGAGCUAUAGGUUGCAGUUCUGUUCAUUGACAAAGCAGAUCUCAUCAUGCCUCAACAAGUUCAGGACAUUAAGCGAUUCCUCGAGAUUGCUCGUCGAAAGGACGCUACUUCCGCACGGAUCAAGAAGACCACUCUCCAACCUUCCAAACAGACCUCGGCCAGCCAAAAGGUCAAGAACGCUCGAUCCGCUCCUACCGUUACCAAAUUCAAGAUCCGAUGCUCGAGAUAUCUCUACACUUUGGUCUUGCACGAUGCUGAAAAGGCCGAGAAACUGAAGCAGAGUUUACCCCCUGGUCUCAAAGUUGAGGAGAUCUCCACCAAAGCCCCAAAGAAGAAGUAAAUUAAUCUACUCUUGAUUGGACGGGCAGUGGGAUCCGGAAGCGGACAGAGAGAGGAUACGACACUCUCUAUAUCAGGAUGGUCGUCGCGCAUGCAUGACCUGUAACACGUAUC
This is a messenger RNA of Kockovaella imperatae, 476 nucleotides long. Its product is annotated as ribosomal protein L38e. The transcript has 4 exons. The record is from RefSeq and is a predicted model, not a curated record. The coding region runs from base 70 to 363 and encodes 97 amino acids. Gene Ontology annotation, molecular function: structural constituent of ribosome. Gene Ontology annotation, cellular component: cytosolic large ribosomal subunit; ribosome. Lineage: Eukaryota; Fungi; Basidiomycota; Tremellomycetes; Tremellales; Cuniculitremaceae. Gene Ontology annotation, biological process: protein-RNA complex assembly; translation.